Daldinia decipiens is the source of this 1308-nucleotide messenger RNA. RefSeq lists its product as uncharacterized. Lineage: Eukaryota; Fungi; Ascomycota; Sordariomycetes; Xylariales; Hypoxylaceae. The transcript has a single exon. The coding region runs from base 73 to 912 and encodes 279 amino acids. The record is from RefSeq and is a predicted model, not a curated record.
GACGGAUGUCGAUCUAACUGCCAACCCUAGACACCGCACUAAAUCCCGUCACUCUGAAUUCAGUCAGCAAAAAUGCCGUCACCGUCGUUCCUGAAGUACGAAGAACUUAUCCCUGAGCUAAAGCUUGAGAUCUGGCGCCAGGCCUCGCUUUCUCCCGGUGUCCAUUACUUCAAAAUUAGACCUUGGAUAGGUAGACGGGGAGCCGAUCUUCGCGUUCAAAGGGUUGAGCUUACCCCUUCCGGUCAGCCGGACUCUGAUCCCUCGGUAUGGAGAGUUCGUGAUAGCAUUGCCAAGGCCGAUAAGUACUCAUGGGAGAUCGCGAACAAACUUCUAAAAGGGGCAUCAGCCAAGGAACUCUGGCGUCCUCAACGCGGAGAUCAUCCCGGCGCUGUAAUUGAUUGUGACCAUGACCUUGUCUGUAUCCGGUUCCAGGGUCUCAUCUCCAACCCGUAUAUUGGACGCUUCGGCGACUUCGACAAGUUGUCGGGCAUUAAACGCGUCGCGGUCGAGUACAAAAAGAAUUGGAGGCCUUCCAUCAUGUACAAUUGGCCCCAACCGACUUUCCAAUGCCUAUGUCCUAAUACAAUCCAUGAGGUCACAGCAGUUUGUCCCAAAACUCUAGAAGACUUCAUCCCGUACUUUCCAGAUAUCGACACCUUCUACUUUAUGGUCAAACUGACUAGCCAAGCCAUCAAGCCCCUUCCACCAGCCCCAAGAGGAAAGAAGCGAAGUCGACAGGGAGUUGUUAAGAAGGAAGGUGGCCAGCAGCCUGAGCCCACACCGAUAAAGUCACAGGCACGAGGAAAAGUUGCUCAGAUGACUUCAGAGACGUUCACCAAGUUCCGAGGUAGGUGCUUCUUCUUAUACCUUACAGGGAAGAACAAAGCUGGACUUCUAUUUUCUUAUGUAUAGAAAAUAUGCUAAUAUGCCUGUGUGAUUUGCAGAUAUUGCGGAACGGAACAAACUCGACACUUUCGAAGAUCGAGUGUACACCUACUGCGAGGUGCGAGAAGCUGACACGUCGUGCCUCUUUAUGCACGAAGAACUAUGGAAGGUCUUUAGCGAACUAAAGAACCUUUGGAAACUCGCCAAGACGAAAUCACCGCCUCCUUACCCGGUCAGAGAACCCGAGCUCAAAGUCCUAGUCUACACCGAAUUGAAGAAGAGGUAGCUGUAUUAAAUAUAAGGGCCUAUAGAAGGCGGCACUUUGGGCAAAUCUUUCACCAAAAUUUUUGAUCACAGAUAGGGGCGUAUAGGUCAAUGUCGUUGGCAUCUAGCAUAUGACAUUUCCGAACCGGUAGUCCGAAG